GGGUGGUGGCCAAGGCUGAGAUCUCUCUUUCUUUCCAACACAAUUUGUAUGUUGUACAUUGCUGAUUUUACCACUCGAACUUCUCAAUAGAUGUUAAGUUAUUAGAAACGCUUGCCAAUUUGAUGCUGAAAGAUCAUUCACAUAGUAUUUGUUGCUUACUAAAAAAACUUGAUGGAAGUAAAAUAAUUUAAUAUUUCAGAUUGUACGUACAAAGGCUCGUCUUUUUUUUUUUUAAUAUAUUUAGGUCAAUUAAGACUAACGCAUAAAUACAUCACAUAUACAAGAUUCGAAUUCAAAAUCUUUUAAUUCACAUAUGAGUUCAUCGGAAGAAGACCUUGUGCUGUCCCAAAAAUGUCAAAUAAGAGCUAUUAAUUCUAUUAAUUGAGUGUUAUAUGAUGUAAAUGAUAAAAUUUAAAUGUUAAGCAUAUAAAUCUUAAUACUUGGAAUGGUGUAUAUGUAAAUCUCCAAAUUAAUUAAUAAACUUUAAAAUUGUAUUUAAUUAAAUAAAUAAGUACAUAUAUUUUUAAUUAUUAUUUGUUGUAGAUCGUUAUAUAAAAUUAUAAAGGAUAAAUCAACAGUCAUCCGCUUUCUUGCUAAAAGCCCAAAUUAAUAAGCCCUCGGGGUUGCCGGAGGUCUCGCAUGCUUCUUUUGUAAACCCUCUUAGGAGUUAUCCAGAGCUCUUCAAGAAAUCAUCUCCAGGAUCAUCGGCGAUGCUGACGAGGGGAUUUGAGCUUUGAGAAGCAGUUCGUUGCUCAAGCCCUAGAUUUCGAUACCUUGCACUCGAACGUUCUCGUUGUUCGCUACUCACCAGAGGCUGUCUUUCAUCUUCUCUUUUCAUCGUUGCUGUUCGGCUUCGUUGCUUCGCAGAAGGUGUAGAGAUUGCACGCGUCGCUUCUUCGGCUCUUUCGUGGCUGUUCGACUCCGCUUCUUCGACGACUUUACCUUCCUGUCGAAACGGAAGUUACGACAUUUUGAUCGGAAGUAGCAACAGGAGCUCGCUGGCUGUGAAGUCAUAGAAAUGUCUGCCAAGGUAAGAAAAGUUACUGGGCGAGAAGAAAUGGCAACAAAUUAUGCCUUUGCCCCCCAGGAAGAUGAUGCAAUAAUCAAGCACAGGCUUCUCACACGCACUACAACCACAAGGGGUGAACCACCCUUAAAGAAACUCAAUAAGAAGUUCAUUACACUUGUAUUUGAAGUUGAGAAGGAUCUAGAUAACUACAAUGAGUGUGAGAAGUUGUACAAAAACUUCUUACAAGAGAUGGCCACCUUUGAGUUGCCACUCAUCAAAAGCAAGGCAGUGGUUGAUGCAAACAUCCGAGAGAAGGAGAGUUUCAAUGAGCUGCAGGAAGAAAUCCAUGGCCAAAUUUUGCAAGCCCAGGCUGAUAUAGAAGAUCUGAAGACGCAGCUUGAGGAGAGCAAGAUUGAGAGGCAGCACAAAGAGGAAUGUGAAGCGAUCAGGAAAUUGAUCGCAUUGCAGCCACCAAGGUAUGAAACCCAGCAGACCAUUUCAAACCUUGAGAAAGAAAUUGCAGCAUUGGAGGCUGAGAAUGCUGCAGGUGUGAGAUUGCUUGAUCUCAGGAAGAAACAGUUCUCUCUUCUGCUACAUGUGGUGGAUGAACUGCAGAACACUGUAGAGGACGAGCAAAAGAGCUUAAUGGAUGAGCUGAGGACUAUGGUGGAAGAGCAAAAGAACAGCAUUGAGGAGGCCAAUGGACGCGGGUCCGAAGCUAUGUUUGUAGAUUGAGGGCCUUCAGGUUUGUUGCAAGAUCCAGUAGGUCGAAGCUUCCAUGACAAUUUUUUUUUGUGCUAGUCAUUUAAAAGUUCAGUUUUCUGAUGUUGCAGAAAUCUAUGUUGUAUGCCUACAUACAAUUUCGAUUCCACCACAGUUAUUAUAUGUAAAAAGCGAGGUGGAUCCCAUGAUUUGAUUAAUUCAAGCCCUAUUACUUCAUGGCUAAAACUGUUAUUAUUAUUAUUUUGACAGAUAAAGCAUCAGUAUUGGAAAUUAUUUUGUGAGCGAGAUUAUUUUUUGCUGAA
Dendrobium catenatum is the source of this 2034-nucleotide messenger RNA. Its product is annotated as THO complex subunit 7B. The record is from RefSeq and is a predicted model, not a curated record. The transcript has 4 exons. NCBI's taxonomy places the organism in Eukaryota, Viridiplantae, Streptophyta, Magnoliopsida, Asparagales, Orchidaceae. Gene Ontology annotation, cellular component: THO complex part of transcription export complex. Gene Ontology annotation, biological process: mRNA export from nucleus; mRNA processing. The coding region runs from base 1019 to 1744 and encodes 241 amino acids.